AAUGCCUUUAAGUCUAAAAGAUAAAUAAAGUACGCCUAUUAUCGUUUCCCUCAGUGAGAAAUAGUAAUAAUAAGUCAAGAAUAUCAAAUACAAGUAACAAAAGAGUUGACAAUACAUUACCAGCGAU
Paramecium sonneborni is the source of this 127-nucleotide messenger RNA. The record is from the annotation of a GenBank genome assembly. NCBI's taxonomy places the organism in Eukaryota, Ciliophora, Oligohymenophorea, Peniculida, Parameciidae.